Molecule: messenger RNA, 1178 nt
Organism: Cebus imitator (Panamanian white-faced capuchin)
Lineage: Eukaryota; Metazoa; Chordata; Mammalia; Primates; Cebidae
Product: translationally-controlled tumor protein-like
Exons: 3
Coding region: 141-650 (169 amino acids)
Cellular component (GO): cytoplasm
Molecular function (GO): calcium ion binding
Source: RefSeq, a predicted model, not a curated record
CUUCAAUCAAAAAGGAGAUCAGAAAUCCUAAAAUCAAUGUUAUCAUUUAUGUAUGCCCAUUUGGCCUUCUUUCAUCAAGGAUAUGAUCUGUUUAGUGAACUUGGACCCUACAUGAAGGAUCUGGGUGCACAGCCGCCAUCAUGAUUAUUUACCAGUACCUCAUCAGCCACAUUGAGAUGUUCUCUGAAAUAUACAAGAUCCGGGAGAUCGCUGAAGGGCUGUGCCUGGAGGUGGAGAGGAAGAUGGUCAGUAGGAAAGAAGGUAACAUUGAUGGUUCGAUUAUUGGUGGAAAUGCCUCCGCGGAAGGCCCUGAGGGCGAAUGUACGGAAAGCACAGUAAUCACUGGUGUCGAUAUUGUCAUGAACCAUCACCUGCAGGAAACACAUUCCACAAAAGAAGCCUGCAAGAAGUACAUCAAAGAUUACAUGAAAUCAAUUAAAGGCAAACUUGAACAGAGACCAGAAAGAGUAAAACCUUUUAUGACAAAGGCUGUAGAACAAAGCAAGCACAUCUUUGCUAAUUUCAAAAACUACCAAUUCUUUAUUGGUGAAAACAUGAAUCCAGAUGGCAUGGUAUUGGACUACUGUGAGGAUGGUGUGACCCCAUAUAUGAUUUUCUUUAAGGAUGAUUUGGAAAUGGAAAAAUGUUAACAUAAUUGGCAGUUACUUCCGAUCUAUCACCUGUCAUUGUAACUGGCUUCUGCUUGUCAUCCACAAAGCACCAGGACUUAAGAGAAAGGGGACUGAUGUCAUCUUGAGCUCUUUAUUUAUUUUGACCAUGAUUUAUUUGGAGUGGAGGCAUUGUUUUUAAGAAAAACAUGUCAUGUAGGUUGUCUAAAAAUAAAAUGCAUUUAAACUCAUUCGAGAGAAUGCUUUGUAGUUUAAUAUAUAUUUAAACCAAAUUCAUCCUGUAGUGUUCCUGGAGAAGCUAGAGACUGGUUGUAAGCUACUAGAAAGAAUUAAGACUCAUCAAUUAACCUCUAUGAAACUACUUCUGGGACUGGAAUGUAAAAAAGAAUCAAAGGUUUUGAUUGUGAUUUGCAAUAAAGGGAAAGACCAUCCUCAUAGCAGUGCCAACAUCUGAAGUGGAGCCUUACACAUUUCACCAUCUACAACGGAAGUAGUUAACUGGAAGAGUCUACCCAGAGAAUAAAAAUAGACUCAUUCAGUUGGAAGCAA